UGUCAGAGUGACGUAGCUGGUUGCUGGGUGUGGGUGAAGAUACACUUUGAUUCAAUGAACUUUGGGUCCUUAAAUUAAUGCAACAAAGCAACAGCGCUUCUUCAUUACUGUCCCGGAUAUUCCGCGGAAAACAUGGCUUUUUAAAUCUCGAGGACCGUCAACUCGCAACACCGUGCUUUGCAUUUGCAACGCACCCCAAAACAACAAUAUUUUCAGCAAGAAUGGAGUCUCAUCAUGCCUACCCAUCUCUGUCCCUCCUGUGUCGUCUCGAAAACUCUGACGCGUUGUGCAUACUCGGCCUUUUGAUUCCAAACAGACGAAAUGAUGGAGACAUCGGUUCCUCUCUGGAAGAGUCUCCUCGUCUGCCCGGUAGACCCCCUCGCUCUCUCUCCCCCACAGGCUAACCACAGCCAAUUGCAGGGGCGGAGGGGGGAGGAGCCAGAGGAGAGCCAGCGCUUAAGUGGUGAUGGUUUCACUGACUGGAUGACGGAAGAAGUUGAUUUUUCUUCUUACCUCCCUACCCCUCAUUCCUCACCCUCUCCUAAUUCCUCCCUUCCCCCAUCACCCCUUCAGCAUGACAUCCAGGUCCCGUCUGACUUGGAGGUCAUGACCUCUCUAUUGCAAGAGGAACUAGCUCAGCUAGAGGAUUACUUCCUGUCCGACUCAGUCCCCGAAAAAGUAGGAAAAUUGGGAAAAUGCGACAAAAUUCCUACAGGAGUGGGCCCCCAAUCAUACUACCAGUUGCCCUAUGCUUCGUACAACUCCAGCCAAUCAGAAUCCAGCCCACUUCUUGUUACCCUGGCAACUGGGGAACUAGACCUGCUGAGCUUCUGCGGCGGCCCUAUUGGCCGACCUAAAACCCCUAGACAUGCCCCUUACAAUUGCAGUCGCCCUAUUAGUAAUGGUCGUAAGAGAGUUUCUGAUGGAAUGAGGGUGGGUCAGGGAUUAGAGAACAGUAUCUGGAGUUCCAAAGGAAAUAACUCAGGUAGCCCAGAGGUAACCAUUAAUGGGAACUACUGCUGUGUUGAUGGUGAGAAAUUUGUUGGAAAGGGAUACUGUCUUGGUGGUGCAGUUGACAUUAGAAAAUGCACCAUUUUGCCGAAGGAGGAAAAAAAUUAUUGCUUCAUGGAAAAUGUUACUGGCGGGGAGAAAAUUUUUGGCGGCUAUGGUUUUAAUGGGCCACUUGAUGUCCCGCACAAGAAGGAGGAUCAGUUGAUGUAUGGUGUAAAGGAGGUUAGUGGUAGCGAUGACAGCAUGGAGAUGGAGACGUUUCAUGAUGGCAAAUGUAGUGAGGUGGCCAAAGCUGUCCCUUGGAAAACUGAGACAGGUGAGGGCUGCUUCCUUCAUACCACGGCAGAGGCCUACCACAGUUUUAUGGGUACGCCAGAUGAGCCCCUGAGAGGAGUCAUGGAGGCAGGGCACCGACACAGUGGCUUCCAUGCCGGGUUCCUGGAGGACCAAAGCUCCAAGUGUCACUCAGGAGGAGAUGGGGAAGGGCUUGAGUUAGGGUCUCCUGGUAGCUUGCAAGCUCCAGGGCUGAAGGAAGAUCCUGGUGCUGUCAAGCCUGAACAUGAUGCUGGUCCAGUGGAAGCCCAAAGUGGCGAGCGCAAGCAGAAAAAAAGAGACCAGAACAAGACCGCUGCUCACAGGUAUCGCCAGCGAAAACGGGCGGAGCUGGACUCCCUUGAGGAGCAGCUGCACGGAUUGGAGGGCCGGAACCGUGAGCUCCGGGACAAGGCGGAGUCGGUCGAACGAGAGAUCCAGUAUGUCAAGGAUCUCCUUAUUGAGGUCUACAAGGCCCGCAGCCAGCGACUCAAACAAGAUAGCAGUGCUUGACCGAACUGGGUUCCACCCUGCUUAUUUUGACGGCGAUUGCAGAUGGAAAAUCAUUAGUUGGAAGGAGGUUGGAAGUUGAUGGCAUUAUGUAGGUUUUUUUCCUCUUUGAUUUGUUAUGGCUAUAAAUUUGAGAGUCAACCAGCUGUGUACUUCCUACUUUUGCACUGUGUACAAUGUGCUGAUUACAUUGUAAAAACAGAAGCUGAUAAUGCCCACCAGCACUGUGAAGCUGUGAUGUUUUAGAAUACCACAAAGUGAACACACCUUUUCUGAACUGGUGGUAAUCAACCAUGAGCAUAUGUAUGAAAGGCGCUACGCAUAAUUUUGCCAGCAGUCAUGUGUCGACUUUAGCCGGCAUGCCUUGAAUUGGAUGGAUUGUGUCCGCUUCUCAUAAUUUUUGUGAAACUUUCUUUGUUUGUGAGGGCUGAGUAACUUUGGAUGUCUUGAGCGACGAUUUUAUGGGCAGCUUUUAAUUGUUGUCUUUUUGAGUUGUCAACAAAUGGUGAAACAGGUAAACUGUGUGUGAAGAAGUCUGGCCCCUCAGGAAAAUUUUAUUGUUGAGGAAAUGCACUCUCCAGGACAGAUCCUUGUUGUUACAUCGUUCCCCAUCGGCAAAAUGACUUUUUGAAGUUGUUCACUCUUACCCCAAGCAGUUUCAGUGGCCAUGUAUGUGAUGCAUGUCUGAAAGCCUAAGCGCAUGCCAGUGUGUUACUCAAGAAUGAAUGUUAGAAACAUAAAUGUCCAUCUCUGCAUUUCUGCAUGGCUUAGCCUACACAACUUUAUAACUGAAUGUUUCUAUGAAUGAUGCUUGCUACUGUGCACAAAUAGAGCAACUACUCCUGAAAAUUAGCCUUAGACUGCUCCCUCUCCAAUAAAUUAAUUCAGAGCAUUUGCUUAGAGGUUCUUCCUUUGACACCACGAUUUAACCCUGCUUCCCCAGUGUUUGUACCUGUUCAAUCUGCGAAUACAAUCUCGGUUGAUGAUUUUAUAAACAAUAUAGCGUGCUUUCACUAGUAUGACUUUUAAAAAUUGUAUUUUGAAGGGAGGAUUUUUUUAGAAGGUGUUCUAAAAACAGUCACUGUUUUUAUAUUUUUUAACUAGAAUGUGUAUGAUAGUUUGUGAUGUUGAUAUUUAGACUU
Messenger RNA from Scleropages formosus (Asian bonytongue), 2975 nucleotides. RefSeq names its product activating transcription factor 5a (gene atf5a). Gene Ontology annotation, molecular function: RNA polymerase II transcription regulatory region sequence-specific DNA binding; DNA-binding transcription activator activity, RNA polymerase II-specific. Gene Ontology annotation, biological process: regulation of transcription by RNA polymerase II. The transcript is spliced from 4 exons. NCBI's taxonomy places the organism in Eukaryota, Metazoa, Chordata, Actinopteri, Osteoglossiformes, Osteoglossidae. The record is from RefSeq and is a predicted model, not a curated record. Gene Ontology annotation, cellular component: nucleus. Bases 322 to 1836 code for a protein of 504 amino acids.